AUGAAGGUGCCAUUUUUCAAAAAGCAAACUGGUGAAGGGACCGAGUCCCCGCCACUGACUGACCUGUCUGGAGGAUCGGUCGACCGCGAGAAGAGAAGCAGUUCGAUGGACGAGUCUCAUGUACCCUGGAUAACAUGGCGCUCACUAAUUCUGGGUGCUUUUGUCUCAAUCGGUGGCAUUAUCUUCGGCUACGACACCGGCCAAAUCUCUGGGUUUCUUGAGAUGAAGAAUUACAAGCAACGAUAUGCCCAGCGGCUGCCGGACGGCACCCACUCCUUUAGCAACGUGCGCUCGGGGUUGAUUGUGUCUCUGCUUUCCAUUGGAACCUUGCUGGGGGCUCUCGUCGCGGGCCCUCUGACGGACCGCAUUGGCCGAAAAUGGUCCAUAUUCUUUUGGUGCAUCAUUCUGCACGUUGGCCUCAUUAUUCAGAUUUCGUCGCCGGCAGGGAAAUGGUAUCAGGUUAUGAUGGGCCGGUUUGUCACUGGAUUCGGAGUGGGCUCCUGUUCACUACUGGUACCUAUGUACCAGGGCGAAAUUGCCCCGAGACACAUUCGAGGAGCCAUGGUGUGCUCCUAUCAACUGUUCGUGACGCUGGGCAUCUUCGUUGCCUACUGCAUCAACUUCGGUACGGAGUCGAUCAAUAACACGGCCUCCUGGAGAAUCCCACUGGGAAUUACCCAUCUAUGGGGUCUUCUACUAGGACUGGGCAUCCUUCUCUUCCCCGAGAGCCCCCGUUACGACUACCGCCAUGGACGUACUGAUCAAGCGAAGCGGACCAUGUCCAAGCUCUACGGUAUUCCCGAGAACCAUCGGGUUAUUGUACAUGAGAUUCUAGAGAUCCAGGAGCAACUCGAGGCCGAACAAGGAUUGAAAGGAGGAUGGCAUGGCUGGAUAGAAAUGUUCCAGGCGCCGCGGAUGCCCUAUCGCAUCGUCCUUGGAAUGGUGCUUCAGGCACUGCAGCAACUGACUGGAGCCAACUAUUUUUUCUACUAUGGAACGGUAAUCUUCAACGGAGCCGGCAUCAGCAACACCUUUGUGACGCAAAUGAUUCUCGGAGGUGUCAACUUCGGCACCACCUUUGGUGGCCUGUACGUCAUUGAACACUUUGGCCGACGCAAGUCUCUCAUUGCGGGCGGCAUCUGGAUGUUCGUGUGCUUUAUGAUAUUUGCCUCGGUGGGCCACUUCUCGCUGGAUGUACAUACCCCGCAAAACACCCCAGGCGCCGGCAAAGCGAUGGUGGUCUUUGCCUGUCUGUUCAUCACCGGCUUUGCCAUGACCUGGGGUCCCAUGGUGUGGGCGAUUGUGGCCGAGCUGUACCCCUCGCGGUACCGGGCCCGCGCAAUGGCCAUGGCAACCGCCUCGAACUGGCUGUGGAAUUUCCUGCUGAGUUUCUUCACCCCGUUCAUCGCGCACGAUAUCGACUUUGCGUACGGCUACGUCUUUGCCGGGUGUUUGUUUGUGGCGGUGCUGGUGGUCUACUUCUUUGUUCUCGAGGGCAAGGACAGGACACUUGAAGAGAUGGACAUGAUGUAUGUCAUGCGCGUCCCGCCAUGGAAGAGCAGCAAGUGGACACCGCCGGCCCCGGAGGAGCAGCUCAGCACGAACCAACUGAUAGAUCGGCGCUUGGCUAAGAAGUACAACCAGGAAGAGGAAGAGGCGUCGAUCAGCAAGAAGCAAGAGGGUGUCGCCCCGGCACAUGCCCAUGCAGAAGACCCUGGUACUGGGCCGUCGACCUCGACAUGA
Molecule: messenger RNA, 1743 nt
Organism: Penicillium alfredii
Lineage: Eukaryota; Fungi; Ascomycota; Eurotiomycetes; Eurotiales; Aspergillaceae
Product: sugar porter family MFS transporter
Exons: 4
Coding region: 1-1743 (580 amino acids)
Biological process (GO): transmembrane transport; carbohydrate transport
Cellular component (GO): plasma membrane
Molecular function (GO): carbohydrate:proton symporter activity
Source: RefSeq, a predicted model, not a curated record